GUAACAACAAACCAAUUACAAGUUUGUCUGACAUAAGUACAUGUGUAAAAUUAUUUCCCUUGUGUCCAGUAUUUGCAAUGUGGAACACUUGAAUUAUGAGCAGAGAUGUAGAGUUACAGAAUUUGUUGAAAGUUCAGGUUUUCACGGUUGAUGGAAAAGGCAUCCACGUUACAGUACCGAUUGUGGGAGAAAACGAGUUGUCUGUGACUGACAUACACACCAAAGUCUGCCACUCUUUGGGAUUGCAGAAAACGAGUUCUAUCUGGUUUUCAUUGUUUUGUGGAAAAGAUAUCAUUUUAAAAAGAUUAAAACCGGAAACAUUUACUCCUAAUACCACAAAAGAAAUUACCCUACGGAAAUGGUGCCAUAGUAAAGAAAUAGAAGCACAACUGAUUAAAGAUGACCCAGUAGCAUGUCAUUUGGUGUACUUGGAGGCCAAAGCUGCAAUAUCUAGUGGUUUACUGAAUGUAAGGCAUGGACAGCAGGAAAAACUAGAAGAAUAUGAUGAUCCUGCAUUUAAACUGGAGGAAAAAUAUGUCCAACUUGCACAAACUUUUGAGAACUAUUUCUCCAUUGCAAUAAAGGAUUGUAGAAUUACUUGCAAUGAAUUCAGUGGAAUUACUCCUCAGAUCUUCCAUAAAGGCAUUGUCAGAGUUUCCUAUGAUGGCAUACAGCUACAUGAGGGUGAGAAGCUGGUUAUUCUGGAAUGGAAACGUUUGAAAAUGUGGCUGAUCCACAACGAUUUAUCUAGAAUUACUCUUCUGUACAUCAAUCCAAGUGGUGCAGAAGACACUAUUGUUAUAGAAACCUGUCAGUUCGAAUAUUUACUGUCAGCUAUCAAUCUGAUGGUCAAAGAACUCCAGGUGUCUAGUCCCAGUGAUUCCUUCUUUUACUCUUCCAUGAUUUCAACCAAUGACGACGGAUCCAGAUCUUAUGAAAAUGCUCUUUUCAAGGCAUGAAGUCCAUUAAUUAAGUUCACCUAUACACACACUCUGUCAUCCAUUUCUAAAACAUCUGGAUGAGUAAUGUCUGUGAUUGUGAAAUAGUGAUAGUGUGAGAGAGAAAGCCAUGGGAAGAUGAAUUUAAUAUAGUUUAUACAGCUGCGUGUAGUACAUGCAAGAGUGUGAAUAAAGUUACAUGUAUUUAUAUCAGAAACAUUUUCUGCAUGAAAUAAAAAGAUUCAACUACAGGCA
Ostrea edulis (European flat oyster) is the source of this 1193-nucleotide messenger RNA. RefSeq lists its product as uncharacterized. The record is from RefSeq and is a predicted model, not a curated record. The coding region runs from base 96 to 959 and encodes 287 amino acids. Lineage: Eukaryota; Metazoa; Mollusca; Bivalvia; Ostreida; Ostreidae. The transcript is spliced from 9 exons.